CAAACUAGAUGAUGACUUAGGAGUUGGCUGGAUACAAACAAGGAUGAGAGGAGGCUCAAUUUUCAAAAUGACCAAUUGCGUAUUUCCCACUGCCAAUGUGAAUUUGUGCAAAUAUUGUUGGCUUUGAAGGAAAUCCAUGAAGGAAUUUCACAUGACCACGCUAUUAUUUUGAUAUGAGAAACCACAACCAAGUUUUGCUCUGCCUAUCUCCAAGUUAAUUUAAUCAGUCAAUUGUAAAGCAAUUAAUCAGUCAAUUGUAAAGCAAUGUCGAAGCUUUACUUGCUCUUUGCCCUUUCCCUCGCCAUGCUUAUUUCAGGGGCUCACAUGGCAACCCUCAAUAUCAGAAACAACUGUCCAUUUACUAUCUGGCCAGCAACCCUUACUGGUGGUGGUGGACCUCAAUUGCCAAACACUGGAUUCGAGUUAGCCCCCCAAGGAUCAAAUUCCAUUAACGUUCCAGCUCCAUGGGUAGGCAGGCUUUGGGCUCGAACGCAAUGCUCAAGCUCAUCCGGAAGAUUCACUUGCGCCACUGCAGACUGUGGCUCUGGCGAGGUCGGUUGCAAUGGUGCAGGUGCAGCCCCUCCAGCAACCCUUGCAGAGUUCACUCUAGCAGCAAAUGGAGGACAAGAUUUCUAUGAUGUCAGUCUUGUAGAUGGCUUUAACUUGCCAGUUUCAAUAACCCUACAAGGCGGUUCUGGUUCAACCUGCACCACAACUAGCUGUGCGGCAAAUGUGAAUUCAGUUUGCCCAUCAGAGCUAGCUGUUAGAGGAUCUGAUGGGAAUAUCAUAGCCUGCAAAAGCGCAUGUGUAGCUUUCAAUCAGCCUCAGUACUGUUGCACUGAUGCAUAUAAUUCAGCCCAAAUAUGUCAACCAACAGACUACUCCAGGAUCUUCAAGAAUCAGUGCCCUCAGGCUUAUAGUUAUGCUUAUGAUGAUCCAGCUAGCAUUUUCUCCUGCACUGGUGGACCUAAUUACCUCAUCACUUUCUGUCCAUGA
Molecule: messenger RNA, 996 nt
Organism: Durio zibethinus
Lineage: Eukaryota; Viridiplantae; Streptophyta; Magnoliopsida; Malvales; Malvaceae
Product: thaumatin-like protein 1
Source: RefSeq, a predicted model, not a curated record